Molecule: messenger RNA, 2769 nt
Organism: Torulaspora delbrueckii
Lineage: Eukaryota; Fungi; Ascomycota; Saccharomycetes; Saccharomycetales; Saccharomycetaceae
Gene: SFB3
Product: Sfb3p
Exons: 1
Coding region: 1-2769 (922 amino acids)
Biological process (GO): intracellular protein transport; COPII-coated vesicle cargo loading; endoplasmic reticulum to Golgi vesicle-mediated transport
Cellular component (GO): COPII vesicle coat; endoplasmic reticulum exit site
Molecular function (GO): zinc ion binding; SNARE binding
Source: RefSeq, a predicted model, not a curated record
AUGAAUCAAGAAAUCUUAAGCAGGGAAAUAUCUGGUCUUUCCUUGAAUCAAGCUGUUUUGCCGCAAACAAGCUCGAAGAAAAGUAAAAGACCGAAUAGAGCCUACCAUACCCUGGCUGCUGGGGUAAGUGCACCAACCACACCUGCUUUACAGUCAACUUCUCAAGACUAUUUCCCACUUGAACCAAAUGGUCACACUUUUUCGCCAAUGGGAAUGCCUCAUGCUUCAAUGAGUGCUCCAAGGUUGGCUGCUGAUAGUCCAGCCAUGCUCUCCCAAGAACAGUUCAGUUCUUCGUCACCAUAUGGGGUUCAUUCAGCUGCGCAGGUACCUGCUUAUACUUCAUCGCAACUAGUCGCUGCGCAAAGGUGGGAGGAUCAGAUUCAAUUCUUAGCUCGAACUUUCGAAACCGCGAAAGACACGGUACCACCUUUACCUACAACCCAAUUUUAUGCAGUCGACCAGGGGGUUUGUGACCCUCGAUUGAUGAGCUUAUCUAUGUACGGCGUGCCAGUGGAUGAACGUCGAAGAGCAGCGACAAAACUUCCUCUUGGGUUGACCUUGCAGCCUUUUGCCAAAUUGAUCCCAGAAGAACCGAUCCCAGUUGUCGAGAGUUCCAACGAUCAAGGCCCAUUGCGUUGUAGACGUUGUCGUGCUUACAUUAAUCCUGGUUUUAAGAUGGGUUACGACUCUACAGCGACUUGCAACAUAUGCAAAGUGAAGUCGCAGAUUCCAAUCGAUGAGUAUCCUCCCGCUGAUCCUCAAGGAUUUUCGAAUGGUAUGAAAGUUGAACUAACCAAGGGAUGUGUUGAUUUUGCUGUUCCAGAGAUGUACAAUACCAUCAAAGGUCAAAAACCUUUGCCAUUGCAUUACGUUUUCCUAGUGGAUAUCUCCCUGCUGGCAAAUGAGAAUGGGAGCUCUGUGGCCAUUACUGAAGGAAUCAGGACUUGUAUAGAGUACAUUGGCGAUUUCCAGCCCAAUUGUAAAGUGGCUAUUAUGGCAUUCGACAGCAAGAUUAGGUUUUUCAACUUAAACCCUGACUUGGAAUCGGCACAGGAAUAUGUUAUUGGUGAUUUGACUGAUGUGUUCUUGCCUUUCUAUGAAGGUUUAUUUGCAAAACCUCAGGAUUCGAUCAGAGUUAUCGAUGAUACAUUAAAGAAGAUCACCCACUACAUCACUACCGAGAAGUAUUCCCAUGUGGCUCAAAGCUGUUAUGGCUCAGCGAUUGAGGCUGCCAAGCUUGCCCUGGAUACAGUCACUGGUGGCCAAGGUGGUAAGAUCAUUUGUUCUUUGAACUCGUUACCGACAGUGGGCAACGGUAAUCUCACUUUGCGGAAGGAUGAUAACUCAAAGAAACAUAUGAAGUGUGACAACGAGUUCUACACUAAGCUGGGUCAUGGUCUUAUGAGAUCAUAUAUCUCACUGGAUCUCUACAUAACAAGCUCCGUCUUUAUCGAUAUGGUCACAAUAGGAUACCCAGUGGAAGCUACAUGUGGUGUUUUGGAAUAUUACCCCGGUUUUACUCAGGACAAAGACGAGUUUACCUUAGUCAAUGACAUGUUACACAACGUGUCGAAUAUCGUUGGCUACCAGGCUCUUCUAAAGAUCCGCUGCUCCACCAAUAUAUCGAUCUAUCAGUACUACGCGGAAUCUGCUGGUAACACCGAUCGCGAUCCAAUGUUCCCUGCGCUAACCACGGAUACCACCAUGGAUGUGUUAUUGAAAUACGAUCAAAAAUUGAAGUCGGGCUCCAAUGUCUCAUUCCAGGCUGCACUUCUUUACACCGAUAUUGACGGUAACCGUAAGGUGCGUUCUAUCAAUGCAAAUGCCAACGUCUCUGAGAACGUCAAGGAAAUCUUCCAAUUUGUGGAUCAAAACGUUGUCAUGAGAAUUAUGAUCAAGGAUGUGAUCUCUUCGCUCGGUGACUGUGAUUUCACUAAUAUCCGGAAGACUAUUGAUGAUAAGAUGGUUGAUGUUCUCACUCAGUACAAGGCAUUAGUUGGCAGUAACCUGGGUCCACAAUUAGUGCUCCCGGAAGCUCUCAAAACCCUGGCCUCAUUUAUGCUUGCUUUUGAGAAGAGCGAUCUGAUGACACCCAACACCCAUAGUACCCGUGGUAACGACCGUUGUUACGACAUAUUUCACUACAAGACAAUGAACAGUGCUCAACUAUCCUAUAAAUUGUAUCCACAAAUCGUGCCACUACAUGUUUUGCUUGGUGAAGAUGAAUUGACUUUCUACGACACCACCGAUAAAUUACUCCAAGUAUCACCAAAUUCGAUCGAGAACCUGUCAGUAAGAAACUCACACUCCAGUAUCACCAACGGUGGUUGCUACCUGAUCUUCCAAGGUGAAACCGUAUACCUAUGGUUCAACGAGAACACUAAUCGUCUAUUACUGCGCGACCUCCUCCAGGUGGAAGAAGGCGUCCCGGUCAGCGAAGUCACCCUCUUCGGAUCCUCACUGCCACAAUUACCUACUCAAGUGAAUGCAAAGGCCCUUGCUGUCAUUAAGAACUGGUCUCAAGUGACAAAUCAUUCUUUCCUACCAGUAGAAUUAUUAAGGCCCAACGUCGAUCGUUACUACAGCCGCGUCAUGACUCAAUUGCUAUGCGAGGACAAGUCCAUCACGAAGGUAGAAUCGCACGAUACCUAUCUAGUCAACUUACAUCGCCAGAUCCAAGAUAAGUUGAAGAAAGAAGACUACGUCAAAGUCGCCUCGUCGAACAACGCCCACACAGGCGAUAUGCACCAAAAAUUCAUCCAAUUUUAA